Paramisgurnus dabryanus is the source of this 1098-nucleotide messenger RNA. It is a transcript of the gene ufsp1, whose product is annotated as UFM1-specific peptidase 1. Gene Ontology annotation, molecular function: deUFMylase activity. NCBI's taxonomy places the organism in Eukaryota, Metazoa, Chordata, Actinopteri, Cypriniformes, Cobitidae. The record is from RefSeq and is a predicted model, not a curated record.
AUAUUUAAAGGAUACAGAACUGGUAAAAAAGAUAUAGAGGUAAUCAUUAAAUAUCUUUAAAUAAAUUAAUUAAUUUUUCUUUUCCUGUUUUUUUUUUUUUAUCACCAAAUGUAUUCAACCAAGUAGUGCUCCAUACUCCAAUCCAGUAGGUGGCGGUAAAUGCACCUUAAGUUGGUUUGCCACCCGCCAUUUAAACAACAAAAGAAGAAGAAGAAGAACAUUCGGUGGUCUUUGUUUGUUAUGUAAACGGUACAUAUGGAUAUAUUUUUGGCAUUUAAGAAGUUAAUCGUUUGCAUUUACGCACUAUAAUGAGUGAGGCCGAGCAAAGAGCGCUAUCUCAUAAAACCGAGGGCAUUGACUGGGGUGGACAAGUUUGUGGACAGACUCAGAUGACGGCCAAUAACAACAGCUGGAAUCAUGCUUUAGUAAAGAAUGCACAUGACGGGCUGAGUUUGCCUUCAUCAGACUGUGAAAGAUAUUCAGUGAUAUCAGGAGAGUGUCUCUAUUAUCAUUAUGGUUGUGACGGAAAGGAUGACAGAGGUUGGGGCUGUGGAUACAGGACAAUUCAGACCAUGGCUUCGUGGAUGUGUCUCAGUCAACCUCUCAGUGUAAGCCCCAGACCCCCACCUAGUCUUUCUGAAAUACAACAAAUUUUGGUAAGAAUAGGGGACAAACCCGAUUCAUUCCUGGGUUCCAGAGAGUGGAUAGGCACGUUUGAAGCCAGUCUUAUUCUUGACGAGCUCUAUGAUGUUCCCUGCCGCAUAGUGCAUGUGCGCCAUGGCAAAGAGCUUGAGCUAGCUGUAGAAGAUCUUCAUAGCCAUUUUUCUACACAUGGGUCACCUAUUAUGAUGGGAGGAGAUCGGGACAAUUCCUCUAAGGGCAUCUUAGGUGUGUGCACAAGGAAAAAGGGGAGCUAUCUGCUUGUUAUAGAUCCUCAUUACUUUGGCUGUCCCUUAGACAAAAACUCUUUGCAAAAACAGGGUUGGGUUUCAUGGAAAUCAGUUGCUUCUCUGGAUCAGUGCUCUUUUUACAACCUUUGUCUGCCUCUUACUGUUAAGUAACAGGGGUUUUAGUUAUAUAAUGUUGUUAUCACAAUGG